UGAGUGUUCCUGGCAACUCCCUUUGAUGUCCUUUGCUUCUGUAAGGUCCUUCCCUUCUUUGUCAUUUCCUAUGACAUUUUACAUGAAAUGUUCCUUUGAUUUCUCUAAUCUUCUGCAACAGAUGUCUGUUUUUUACAAUUCUGUUGGCUUCUUCAGCUUCAGUGCAUUGCUCCUUUAAGUAAGUUUCCUUAUAUUUCCUUGCUAUCUUUUUGAACUUUGUGUUUAGUUGGAGGUCUUUGUACCGAUUUCCAUUUACUCCAUGGAAUGUCGGAGAUGAGCAGUGACCUUACAUAAGUGUUUUAUAUUUGAAGGACAGAGUAACUGAAUCAUACUUUUUUAUUUGUGUAAUUCAGGUCAUUGCCAGCAGGUGGGGCGUGCUUCCACCCGGACGUCAGACAAACAGACGAUAAUCAACCAACGUCAGUCAGAGUCAGAAUGGACACGGAUCUGAACUCCGCCAUCUACGCCUUGCUGUCAAAUUGUGAGGAUCACCAACUGUUCCGGUUGACGAGAUUCUACAUGGAGCGUCUGGAGCAGGCGAUUGAGGAGGGUGUGGAGGGAGUCAGCUUCAUGUUAAUGGGCGAGGAUCACUUCACCGGGCGAGAGUAUCACAGCGUGACUGAGCUCGCGGAGAAGGGAAACCGAGCGGGCGCUUCCAAACUCCUCCUGGAUCUGGUGAUGGAGAAGGGCUCCGGGGCCCGGAUGGUGAUGUGGGAAUCCUUUGUGAAACUACAUCACCACUUACCGAAGCUGAGUAGAAUAUUGAAUGAAAUACGGGAGCGAGGUGACGGCCAGUUCGCCUACAUGGACACUGAGCGGGGUUUGUCUGAAAUGCCCAAGCAUCUGGAAGAUGUUCGAAGAAAACACAUGGAGACUCUUCGGACACAGACUGAAAAACUGAGAGUGAACACGAUCCUGAUGAGGGAGAAGGUGAAGGUUUUCCAGCUGGUUGAUCGAUACGCUGAGCUCACGGUCAUUUCUACUGUUCGAGAUUGGAGACUGGUGGAACAUGAGCUGCUGGCAAGAGGCAGAGACCACGAGGAGUGGAGAGAAAAAGAUCUCCGUGGUAAGCUGGAAAAAAUCCGGACUGAUCAGUUAUUCAAGAAGAGCUUUGUUCAAAAAUUGGGAAGAUUUGUCCUUAGAAACAAAUCCGGGAUGUCUGCAGCAGUGGCCGGAGUCCCAGGGAUCGGGAAAACAACAAUGGUACAAAAGAUUGUUUAUGACUGGGCCACGGGGAAAAUAUACCAACAAUUCCAGUUUGUCUUUAGUUUCAAAUUCCGGGAUUUGAACUCCAUUAACUGCAGAAUAAACCUGAAAGAACUGAUUCUGGAUCAUUAUCCUUACUUUGGGAAUAUGCUGGGAGAGAUCUGGAAACAGACAGAGGAACUGUUAUUCGUAUUCGAUGGAUUGGAUGAAUUCAAUGACCAAAUUAAUUUUUCUGACAGUCGGAGAGACACAGAAACUCAGUACACAUGCACAGAUCCUGAAUCCAAGUGCAAGGUGUCUGACAUUUUGUACAGUUUAAUCCAGGGCAAGCUGCUCCCAGGGUGUUCAGUGCUGGUGACCACCCGUCCCACUGCGUUACAUUUAUUGGAAAAGGCAAAGAUCAGUGUCUGGGCUGAAAUCCUGGGAUUUGUUGGUGAGGAACGGAAGGAAUAUUUCAUCAGGUAUUUUGAAGAUCAGACGGUGGCGGAAGCUGUUUUCAAACACGUGAAGGAGAACGAGAUCCUGUACACCAUGAGCUACAACCCCUCCUACUGCUGGAUCCUCGCUCUGGCACUGGGCCCCUUCUUCACACAAAGAGUCAGGGACCCGCAGCGAGUUCCCAAGACCAUCACCCAGCUGUAUUCCUACUAUAUUUACAACAUCCUGAAAAACCACGGCCGUGAGAUUGAGAACCCCCGUGAUGUGUUACACAGGGUUGGUCAGAUGGCCUUCAGAGGAGUGUCCGAGAGGAAGAUUGUGUUUACAGACGGAGAUUUGAUCAGCUACAAUCUGCAGCCUUCCCAGUUCCUGUCCGGGUUCCUGAUGGAGCUUUUGGAGAGAGAGGAUUCUGCCCGGAGCGUGGUGUACACAUUCCCACACCUCACCAUCCAAGAGUUUGUAGCUGCAGUCGCACAAUUCCUGAAUCCACAUCCCGGGGAUAUCCUGAAAUUCCUCACUGGAGCCCACAACACGACAGAUGGGCGAUUUGAUGUAUUUCUCCGUUUUGUUGCUGGUCUCUCCUCCCCAAUGACAGCUCGGGGCCUGGAGGAGUUUCUGGGUCCAUUUCCUCAUCAAACAACCUGCCGGGUGAUUGACUGGGUGAAGGAGGAGGUUAAACGCCAGAGUGGAAACACGAGGAGUGAAGCUGGUAAAAAGAGCCUCCUGAACACAUUGCACUACCUGUUUGAGUCUCAGAAUUGUGGACUGGCUCAGGCCGCACUGGAAUCUGUGGGAACACUUUCAUUCAGUGGAAUGACACUGACCCCGGUUGACUGCGCGGUCCUGUCUCAUGUCAUCGGACUCUGUGAUACAAUAAAACAGCUCUACCUGCAGGACUGCCACAUUCAGUGUGAAGGAUUCCAGCGGCUGGGACCCGGGCUGCACAAGUGCCAGGUGUUGAGGCUGAACCAGGUCGGUCUCACAGAUUCUGGUGCCGAGGAUCUCGUCUCCGCUCUCAGUACAAACCCAUCACUGACGGAGCUGGACCUGAGUGUUAAUAAACUGGGUGAUACAGGGGUGAAACUGGUGUCUGAGGCUCUGAGGAACACGGAGUGUAAAAUACAGAAACUGUGGCUGGUCAAUGUCAGUCUCACAGAUUCUGGUGCCGAGUAUCUCUCCUCCACUCUCAGUACAAACCCAUCACUGACGUGGCUGGACCUGGGAUACAACUUUCUGACAGACCGAUCUGUCCCCGCUCUCCGCCGCUUCAUACUGACCCUCCCGAGUCUGAAGUGGAUCAGGCUGAUGGGGAAUCAGUUCAGUGAGACCGGGAUGAAGGAACUGAGAUCUCUGCAGGAACCCAGCCCCGGACUGAGAGUGGAUCUGUGAACAUCCGCGGGAUGCGGACAUUUGGCCGACUCCCCGCCCUCCCCUUUAACUCCCGCCGUUACCUUUAACGGCCACGCGCAGGGGCUGAUUCCCAACGGUUUUAACGGAACCGGCUAGGGUCUCGCGCUGUGUGACGCUCGGAGCGGUCCCGCAGUGACGUAUUUCCGCCUGUUGUCCGGCUGGUCAACUACCGCCGGAUGUGCGUGUUCGAGACUCCCACGGGACACCCCGGGGAAUUAUCCAGACAGGAAGAGCCCGGGGUCCGGGGCUCAGUCUGGGACACCGGUGUCACGGGGUGGGGGGGAUGAUCCCGGGAGAGAAUCCUUUUGCUCCCUUUGGUGAGGACGGUGCAUUCGGCAGCCUGGCCGAUAUAAUGAUGUUAAAUUGACAAAUCGCUCGGCAGUGACCCUGGAUCUGCAGCGAUCCCGGACACGGCCCUGAAGUGUGAUUUUAUAAUCAUCGGUUCCCCGAUGCAGAGUGACGGUGAGAAACGGGACUGAUUAUUUAAAUUGUCACUCGGUCAGUUAAUUGUGUGUGACUGUGAGUGAGUCGGGAGCAGCUUAUUUAUUCCCCCACGUCAGCAGCUCACACAUUGUUUAAUUUACAUUUGCCAUGAUGAAAUCAAUAAACCGUUGUAACUUCCUGUCGUGGU
This is a messenger RNA of Hypanus sabinus (Atlantic stingray), 3685 nucleotides long. RefSeq names its product NACHT, LRR and PYD domains-containing protein 3-like. The coding region runs from base 436 to 3033 and encodes 865 amino acids. Gene Ontology annotation, cellular component: cytoplasm. The record is from RefSeq and is a predicted model, not a curated record. Gene Ontology annotation, molecular function: protein binding. The transcript is spliced from 8 exons. Lineage: Eukaryota; Metazoa; Chordata; Chondrichthyes; Myliobatiformes; Dasyatidae.